Mya arenaria is the source of this 5884-nucleotide messenger RNA. Its product is annotated as treslin-like. The coding region runs from base 54 to 5066 and encodes 1670 amino acids. The transcript is spliced from 20 exons. Gene Ontology annotation, cellular component: nucleus. The record is from RefSeq and is a predicted model, not a curated record. Lineage: Eukaryota; Metazoa; Mollusca; Bivalvia; Myida; Myidae. Gene Ontology annotation, molecular function: chromatin binding. Gene Ontology annotation, biological process: DNA replication; mitotic G2 DNA damage checkpoint signaling; mitotic DNA replication checkpoint signaling.
GGGAAGUUUGAAAAUGUUAUUUUGAAAAUAACUUUUUUAUUAUUUUAGUUAAAAUGCGUAAUCAAAUCGUUUUUCUCAUAGAUACUGACAUUGAUGAAUGUUUUGGUAACAGUAUUACAAAGCUGUCAAAUUCAAUAUGCUUAACUUGUUUGAGGCUUCUUCAUUUUCUGUCAUCGCAAAAUGAAAAGAAAGGCACAGUAAAAAAGUCGAAGUUACAACAUACCCCCAUUAAAUGGUCAUACAAGUUCUUUAACUCAAAGACAUGCGCAACAAAGUUGGAAUCACAUAAACUGUAUGACUUAAAACUUAAAUAUUUUGAAGAAUUUGAGAAUGAGGUCCAGAGGAGAUACGAAUCGAGUGGCACUGGCAAGGUGCAGAGUUCGGCAAUCAAACCUAGUGAUAGUAUUCAUCUAGCGUUAAUGCAGUUGCUAGCUGAUUUUCAAUGGGAAUCUCCGGACCUAACAUCGCCUUUGAAAGGAAGGAAGAACAAAAAAGAAGCUCAACUUUCCUAUAAAUAUGCUGUACUUUUCACAAGGUGUCCUAAAACAGCUUCUGAGUUGAAAAGGUUUACUGGGAAGCAAGUACCAGAUGCAGAUGUUUUCCUGGACACCCUGUUGCCAGGCAGCCUUUACGAGCAAUUUUGCAAAGUCAACAAGAUUAGCCUUUAUUUUGUUGAUACUCAUCAUAAAAAUCAUAUUAAUGAAGGGGACUUGAGAUCUGUAUGCAUUAUUGAAGAUGCCAUAUCAAAGGCAGGCGGAAAUGUUUUACCACUUGAUGCCAUAGUUCAACAUGGUAGUUACAACUUCUGUAGUAUUUCAAUGCUGCUGGAUGACUGUGAAAAGGAUGAAGAGGAAGAGGUAGCCCAGUUGAUGCAGACUUCUGAGACCAGCUGUGUGAGUCUGCUGCCAACCACCUCAUUAUUGAGUUCAUGGAUAAACUCUGGGCAAAACAAGAAUCUAGUUACUCAAACAUCCAACAUUGUUCUCAUUGAUACUGGCAACACAGUCAUACAGACAGUUACAUCAUCAAUAGAAAGAAGAGAUUCAGUCCAAACAGAUCACAGGGCAACUGACCUGUCAGAAGUUGACACAUUGUUGGCUGAAACCAUUUCUAAUUUCAACAGCUCAAACACAUUUAAGGUGUAUGGUCUGCUGGAGCAUCAAAUAGCUGGCUUGUUCCCCCAUCAGGGCAUCAGUAUGUGCCUCACCGCUGCCCCAACCCCCAGCCAGGCACGGGCCCAACCAACUACGGACGGCAAGCUGGAGGCCAUUAUACAUCAGCUAGCCAUCAGACAGUGCUCUUUAGUAUUAGUGAGCCCCGAGUCAGGUCAGCUGGCCGUCCUAGAGCCUCUCACUGUCCAAACUGCCUGCCUGAGUCUGGUGCCCCAGGGGAGUGCACUGGCCCUAGAGAAACAACUUCUUUCUCAGAGGCUGGCAGUUGUCUCCCCUGACAUUGAGCCACAUGAAACCAGUGACAGUCUCAUUCAGAGGCUUGUAAGCAAAGUGCCAAAAAUCAUCUCUGCUCCCGUUGAGUCCCUCCCGGAGACAGGUCGAUUUGAUGGCAGGCUGCUGGACAGGUGGCAGGUCCCUGGCCCCUCCAAACCCCUCCAAUCUCUCAUCAACAAACUCAACCAAAGGCUGUCAGGCCUUGAUUUCCUGUCCACAGAGGAGGCUGGGGUGUUGAAGCAGCUGCAGAAACAGUACAAGUUGGAGAAGAGGCCGCCAGCCAUGCGGGAAACCCCUGUACCUGCAGAUAAUGAUUCCACUCAGACAGAUGUGGACAAAUUUGAGCUCCCGUACAAGGGUAAGGCAUCUCGAGCGUCACUGAGCCGAGCGGAGAUGAUUUUGAGCAAGAGUAAAGCAGUGGUGAAGGGACGGGACCAAGAGAGGGCGGAGAUGGAGGCAGAGCGCAGGGACAAGCAUGAGAGGAAACCGCAACAGGGUCCAUGCCCUCUAGCUGACUUCAGCAGUGUGGAGGAGCUGCAGACCUAUCUGACCUCCAUGUGUGAGAGAGUCUCGUCAGCAGAGAGCAGCACUAUUGACAGCACUGUGCAGACCCUCGUCACAGUCACACUACAUUACUUCAAGCAGAAUGAACCAGACAAUGCUGAGGCAAAGUGUAGAUCACUGCUAGAAAAGUCAUUGCUCCAGUCUGGAACCCAGCUGAGGGAAAAAUACAGCGCCAACAACGAACUCUCACAGCAACAGAAAUUGGCAGAGUACAGUGUACAAGUGAUGUUGCGGAUGGAGAUGAUGUCCACACUGGAAGGCCAGGACCAGCAGGAGGGAGAGGAGGAGGCCAACGAGGAGGUUGUUGGUCUUCUAAGAACUCUGUCCUUCAUGUCUGGGCCAGGCUUUCUGAACAAGUUCAUGGAGACAAACCUUGUCAGCAACUAUGUACACAGUCUACCACAGACUCUGGCCAACAUUUACGAUGAGCUGAUGCAGCCCCUGCCUGAAACCCUGGCUGAGGUCCUGUCCCCAGGUGCCAGCAGUGGUGAGGACAGAUCAAUUCUGGAUGCUUCACUGGUCAGUGUGGAGGGAGAGAUAUCCGGCCCCCCAUCCACCAGGCUCCGAUCACAGGGCUCUGUUGGCCCACCCUCCAGUCAGCCGGGCAGUAACAGGUCCGGAAAUUUUGAUGUGUCUGCAUUCAGGAACAGAGGUGGCAGGAAGCUAGUGCACCACCCCAGUCUGGCAGACUUUGGAGCCAAGAGGCAGAUUGUAGUGGAGAAGAUGCCGAAACAAAACCAUGAAAAGAGCAGCAAAAGUGCUAAGAGGCAGAAAGAUGCCAACAAGAGGUCCCGAGAUAAAGGUACCCCUGGUGCCAACAGAUCCAGAGAUAAAGUUUCCAAAGCGUUGUUUGACAAACCUAAAGGAAGCACAAAACUGGAGAGAAGGCAGUCUGUCGCGGUUAUGCAGAUAACAUGUAAAACUCCAAAGAAAACCCCCAAGAAAACACCAAGAAAGGGACUCAAGAGCCCAAGAUACCAUCAGUCACCACGGCGUAAGCUUGUAGCUGAAACCCCGAACCACAAGCAGGUGUCAAGUGUGUCAUUACGUGCCGGAGGACGACAACGCCAUGGUAGCAGUACCACUGUGGUCGAGGAAUCGCCAGAGAAAGCUUGUGAAACCACAUUGAGAGAUACUCCAACAAAAAAGAAGAGGGCUAAAGCUCUCCUACGCAGGUCCUUCUACUCUGCCGGACCAGUAAAGAGAACAAAGAAUCUCAGUCAGUACUUCCAGCUGGCUGACAAGAUAGCUGGCAGACAGAGGCAGAAGUCUGGGCCUCAGUCACUAGCCACAAACAAGCUAAGCAAACUUCUUAGUUUUGACUCUUCGGUAGAAUUCAAGUCCCCAGACAAGAACUCUUCCUUCUUGCUAUCUCAAUUGGUAGCCAGCCCAUCCCCGGCUAAAGCCACACCGAGGAAAGUGUUGACUGCCACCCCAAGCAAGCUUCUGUUAGAAUCACCUGCUCGUAACACCAGGUCCAGGGGGGCAUCACCAGUAGUCAAUCUUUUCAAGAGUCCAUCCACUAGAACUAGGCAUUCAUCACCAGAAGGUAGGAGUGAACUCUCCAAUCCUGAAUGGAAGCAAAGAAUUGCAAAUUCUGCAACAAAUCAUCUGCGCAGUCCCAGACGACAGUCACCAAGAGUUCUUGUGCCUGACUCUGACACAAAAGCAGUAUCAAAAUCUCCACAGAGCACCCCAGUGAAGAGUCCAGCAUGUGGUGUUAUUAUGUUUGGACUUGACUCUCCCAGUCAGAACACCCGACAGAAGUCCUCUCAGACCCCAACAAGGCAUUCUGUGCGAGCAGCCCUAUUCUCUAGAAGUCCUGCAGUGAACAGAACUCAGUCACCUCAUAGGUCAGCUGCCAGCCCCCGGGUCCUGUUUGACAAGACAGAAUCUCCCACUAAAAUAGCUAGCUGCAAUAUCAGUUGCCUGCAGAAAGGUUUUGAAUCACAAAAUUUGUUCAAUGUGGUUAAGAAAGGAUCUGAAAAUUUGAUUUCCUCGGGAAACAAAAAUAAUAAAAGCAUGAAUUUGCAGAAAACACCCUCUCCAAAGGUUAAAAAGAUUACUAAAACCCCGGACUCAUUUGACAAGUGGCACAGACGAAAACCACGGUCCACUCAGUGUUCACCUGCUGUUCAAAAAUCAAAGCCUGUGUCAAUGACAGUUCUGAGCCAGCAAGAUCAUGGUAAAAACAUACUUAGUGAAACUAUUUCCCAGAAGGAAAUCAAACAUGAAACAAGGAAGAAAAGGGCAUUAAUUGAUUCUCCAAGCAAACUUAUUCCCUCACCAAGCAAGAAUUUAAAAGGGUGUGAAAACAUAGAACCCUCAUUAGAGGUUAUCACACGUAACAAAAGAAGUCUGAUGAUGUCCCCUGGGAAGUCUACAGAGUCUCCAAGUAAGAGACGUAGGCUUACAACUGAUGUACAGAGACUGAUCAGAAAUGAUACCCUGGACUCUCUGGGAAGGGGGAGCCAAGGUUUUGACACAUGUGAGAAUAAUCUUUCCCAGGUGAGCAAUACAAGCAUGGAUUACUUUUCAGCAUCAAAUGAUGAAGUUUUCUUGUCUCAGUCCAGUUCUGCUGGGCUCUCUCCAAAUAAGAAAAUAUCUGCCAAAAGUUAUGACAAUAAUCGAAGUACCAGGUUAUUCAGCAAGAACAGUUCUCUCUUGUCAGCAUCUCAAGGGAUGCCAUCUCCAAGAAAUAAAGAGCUUCAGAGGCUCUUCAGCGAAGGGACUCUGUACUCUGAUGUCUCUGACAAUGAACGCUCUGAGUCACCAAUCUUCUCAGUUCGUUCAAGGAAUAAAUCUGGAGGGAAGGCCCUUGUGUCACAUGACAGUGAUGGUUUUAACACAAAUGACAUAGUCUGCUCACCGAAAAAAGUAAACAUGUCGCCCGGUGCUAAGAAAUACUCUCCAAAUGUUUCUGCCAAGAGUUUAAUGCACCUGAUCCAGUCCCCUUUACUGAGGUCAGGGGGAGGAGAGAAAGACAAAGCCAAUGGCAGCGGUAAUAAAGGGAAUGUUGCAUUCAAAUCACGAAGGUCACUGAAACUGAACAAUUGAUCAUUCGCACAAUUAUUAAAUUUGUUAAAAAUUUACAAAUCGGUUGUCUUUUUAUGUUAUAUGAUACUGAUAUGUACCAUAGCCAUAGGCUUUUUCAAUGAAUAGUGUGAUUGUAUUCAAUUAGUCUUGGGCCAAUCCUUUAGAACUCUUAACGUUUAGUUUUGUAACGGCAUCAUUGUUAAUUUUUAAAGGUUGACUAGAGUAUACGAUGUGCACCUAAAUUUAAAUAAAACAAGAAAAACUGAGGCAAUUGUUCAAAUCGUUUUUGAAAACUCAUGUGUGUGCCAAUGAAGCUUUCUAGGAAGAAAAGAAUUAAAAGUGAACAACAAUGGUGUUAACAAUGUUGUAAAAUUGAAUGAAGUACUGAUCGAUUAGCCCGAUGUUACAUAAUUAUAAUGUUAGUUACGACCUUCUUGAAUAGAAUUGUUUUAACCUAAUUUGUUCAGUCCGAAAGCAGUUUUCUAUUUGAUGUACAUACAUGUCCUUACAAAAACAAACUGCAACAACAAAACAUUAAUUUUCUCAUAUAUAUUUUUUAUUAUGCAAUUAAUUUAUUACUGUGUUGCUGUGCUGUACGAUUUUGCAAUUAUAGAUAUUUUAAGUUAUUGUCUUAAAUUUUAUUUCUAUUUUGAAUCAGUUUGUGUUAGAAAUAUAUGUAUGCAUAUUUGUAUUGGAUGGAUAAUGUUGAAAUUACUAUAAUAACUCAAAUUAUGUUUACAACCUCUGAAAGAACAUUUUAUAAAGUCAAGGUUUGUAUAUAAUGUAAUGUUGAUGUCUUUAUGAAAAUAAUAUUAAUUAUAAUAAAAAAGUUAAACUUA